This is a messenger RNA of Myotis lucifugus (little brown bat), 2224 nucleotides long. It is a transcript of the gene RCC1, whose product is annotated as regulator of chromosome condensation 1. The record is from RefSeq and is a predicted model, not a curated record. Lineage: Eukaryota; Metazoa; Chordata; Mammalia; Chiroptera; Vespertilionidae. Gene Ontology annotation, cellular component: cytoplasm. Bases 31 to 1398 code for a protein of 455 amino acids. Gene Ontology annotation, molecular function: guanyl-nucleotide exchange factor activity. The transcript has 10 exons.
GUAUUUGCCUGGGCUUUUCAGGACAGGAAGAUGCCACCCAAGCGUGUGGCUAAGAAAAGGUCACCCCCAGAAGAUGCUCUCCCCAAAAGCAAGAAAGUGAAGGACCCUCGUAACCAGGCAGUGAGGGCCGGUGCUUCCCACCGAGUUCCAGGCGCCCGCUACACCCAAGGUGCCUGCAGGCCGAGCCCUGCCAACCAGAAAACCCGACCAGUCUCACAUAGGUCCCACCGCACAGAACCGGGCUUGGUGCUGACACUGGGCCAGGGUGACGUGGGCCAGUUGGGGCUGGGCGAGAAUGUGAUGGAGAGGAAGAAGCCAGCCCUAGUAACCAUUCCGGAAGACAUUGUACAGGCUGAGGCUGGGGGCAUGCACACCGUGUGUCUAAGCAAAAGUGGCCAGGUCUACUCCUUUGGCUGCAAUGAUGAGGGUGCCCUGGGAAGGGACACAUCAGUGGAGGGCUCAGAGACGGUUCCUGGGAAAGUGGAACUGAAAGUGGAACUGCAAGAGAAAGUGGUACAAGUGUCAGCAGGAGACAGUCACACCGCGGCGCUCACCGAGGAUGGCCGCUUCCGGGACAAUAAUGGUGUGAUUGGGCUCUUGGAGCCCAUGAAGAAGAGCAUGGUACCUGUGCAAGUGCAGCUGAGUGCGCCUGUGGUGAAGGUGGCCUCGGGAAACGACCACUUGGUGAUGCUGACAGCUGAUGGUGACCUCUACACUUUGGGCUGCGGGGAGCAGGGCCAGCUGGGCCGUGUCCCUGAAUUAUUUGCCAAUCGUGGUGGCCGGCAGGGCCUUGAACGACUCCUGGUCCCCAAGUGUGUGAUGUUGAAAUCCAGGGGAACCCGUGGCCAUGUGAAAUUCCAGGAUGCCUUCUGUGGCGCCUACUUCACCUUUGCCAUCUCCCUCGAGGGCCAUGUGUAUGGCUUUGGCCUUUCAAACUACCAUCAACUUGGAACCUCAGGCACAGAAUCUUGCUUUGUACCCCAGAACUUGACAUCCUUCAAGAACUCUACCAAGUCCUGGGUGGGCUUCUCUGGUGGCCAGCACCAUACAGUCUGCAUGGAUUCAGAAGGAAAAGCAUACAGCCUGGGCCGGGCUGAGUACGGGAGGCUGGGCCUGGGAGAGGGUGCCGAGGAGAAGAGCAUGCCCACCCUCAUCCCCAGGCUGCCCAUCGUCUCCUCAGUGGCUUGUGGGGCCUCUGUGGGAUAUGCCGUGACCAAGGAUGGUCGUGUUUUUGCCUGGGGCAUGGGCACCAACUACCAGCUGGGCACAGGACAGGAGGAGGAUGCCUGGAUCCCCGUGGAGAUGACAGGCAAACAGCUGGAGAACCGCCUGGUUCUGUCUGUGUCCAGCGGGGGCCAGCACACAGUCUUACUAGUCAGGGACAAGCAACAGAGCUGAUGAAGCUUCUAGGGCCUGGCUCCCGGCCCCCCCUCCCUCCUGGAACACAGAAGCUGUGAUGACUACAGACUCCAGCAGGCCUUCCCCAGCCCCAAGUACUUUGUCAUCACCUGCCUUUUUUUCCAUCCACGGAACAGAAUCACUUUCCUCUUUUUUAUUCCUCUCUGGAAUUAGCCUGUAACCUAUAGGAUGGAGAGGGCGGAAUGGAAGAGGGGAGUGGGUUUUGUUGGAAUGUUUGAUUCCCACACCCUGAGGAGUUGGGGCUCCAUCGAGCCCUACUCUAGUCAUGUGCCACUCUUAUGUCCUUCACAAUCCACAGGCAGACCGAUGGUACAGUUGUCGGACCCAGCUGUCAGCACCUAUGCCUGGGGGAAACUGGAGAAGGGGCAGGGCUACCAGCCAUGGGCAAGCCCAAGCCAAAUAUUUGGCCCUGAACAGGUGUCCAAAGGGGCAAAUAAAGAGUGAUCCUCCACUUGAUCAAGAAAAAGGCCAAUCAGCUUUUCUCCCAGAAGCACAAGUGUUCUGUCCUGCACGGCCCGUCCACCUGCCUCACCUGCCUGAAGUCUGGACAGGAAGCUGGCCUGCAGUGCAGGACAUGGGGGCGAGGGAAGGAGGGUUUUAUAAACAAACAGCAAUAUCGAGAGUGAAGGGAGGGCAGGGAAGAGGGUUGGAUGGGCAGAGACUGGUUCCCAGAAAGGGAAGCAGAAGCUUGUACCGCGUCUGAGAAAAUAGCAAGCAGGUUUUUUUUUUAAUGUAAAGUAUUUUAGAAGAGAGAGUGAAAUCUUUUAACAUUUUGAAUAAAUUUAGAGUUUUAUAAAACAGGCCA